This is a messenger RNA of Aspergillus saccharolyticus JOP 1030-1, 480 nucleotides long. RefSeq lists its product as uncharacterized. The coding region runs from base 1 to 480 and encodes 159 amino acids. NCBI's taxonomy places the organism in Eukaryota, Fungi, Ascomycota, Eurotiomycetes, Eurotiales, Aspergillaceae. The transcript has 2 exons. The record is from RefSeq and is a predicted model, not a curated record.
AUGUCAAGGCCGGGCGGUCCAAAAACCGGUGGACUGUGGGGACAGCGACAACCUGCCUUUGAACCGCAGAAAUCAUCUCACUCGGCCAAUGCGCAACACGAGCACGGCUCCUGUCGAGGUAGGCUGAAGCCUGCCGAUGGCGUCUACUCGUCUGUACUUCGUGUUUGGACUCAGCUCCGGAGUAAGCGCAGGAAGCCGAACAUCCAGCUCUCGGGAAUCCACCGUGACAAGACAAGCCCAAGUCGGGUUCUUGGAGGCAGUCUUGACAUUGCGAUUCGAGCACUUGGGAAUGACAUGGAUUUUUGGUCUAGUUGUGCGUGUUCAAAAAAGUUGAAGUUGACCACCUUUGUGAGCCACAUCUACGCCCGUGAAUUGGAAGGCCGUGAACAUUCAACGUUCCCACAACACGGCAAGGACCGGGUCAGAAAACCGCUGUCCGGCCUGGCCGAUGCUUGCUUGCUUGGCGGAGAUAGAACCUAA